This is a messenger RNA of Setaria italica (foxtail millet), 7054 nucleotides long. RefSeq names its product disease resistance protein RGA2. The record is from RefSeq and is a predicted model, not a curated record. Gene Ontology annotation, molecular function: ADP binding; protein binding. Lineage: Eukaryota; Viridiplantae; Streptophyta; Magnoliopsida; Poales; Poaceae. Gene Ontology annotation, biological process: defense response to other organism. The transcript is spliced from 6 exons. The coding region runs from base 2604 to 6116 and encodes 1170 amino acids.
AGCGCCUUUCCUGUGCCCUUCUUGCCCCGACGCCGCCACCACUCCCCCCUCUCCUUUCCUAUGCCUUCCCCGCCACCGACGUUUGCCAAUCCAAUCGGCGCCGCCUCCCCUUCUCCCUUCCUGUGUCCUUGCCUCGACGCCGGCAAAGCACUGCCGCACCAAUCGCGAGCCCGUGCCACCCAUGGAGCCGAUUCUUUCCUUCCUCGUGUCGCUCCUGCUCAGUGGUUGGAGUAAGAUCAGGGAAGCUAGGAAGCUCAGGGAAGCUUCGUCACCGGUCUCUAUGGAGAAAAGAAAGCUGCUGCACCUCUUUGUGUCAUAUGAUGAACUUGUUGAUCAUCUGAAACUUGUGGACACAUUGGUUGGGAAGAGGCAAACAAUGACAGUUGAAGUCCCAGGAUCCAAAUUAGAUGAGAAUUUGGUCCUUCCUUCUGACGUUUCUUGGUUAUCUACAGAUGAGGUUAUAAAGUUUGUCCUCUCUUUCCACCAAUUAGGUUAUUGCUUUUAUGGCAACAUUACUAAGGAUGAUCUUGUCCUAACUUAUACGGGAGAUAUGAGAGCUAUUCUUAGGAUAUGGGAUUUGCUUGACGUGUCGAGUGAGGAUGGCAUAAAGAAAGAUGCUUUUAGUCUUGCUCUAAUUAUUCGCCAUUGCAUCUUCGGUGAAACUGCUGCUGCUGAUAUACCAGUAGAUAUACAAAAUCUCCUUAUUUUGCUUGAAAAUUACAAUUCUGCACUGAUUGAAACUAUUCUCCAGCAUCCCUCCCUCAAAGUUGAGAUGGAUGCACUAGCCCAAUUUGAGCAACCAUACAUGGAGUUCCUACAAUUGAAAAAGACAAAUCCUAUGAAAUAUCAGAGUAUAGUUGCAGCAAUACCUUAUCGUGAAAUCAAUGAGUUCCAUUGCGCAGGACAACGAAUACCUUGAUGAAGUCUUGUCUUACCUAAAGAACAUGAAUGCAGAUUUACCGGUUUGCAGCACUGUUGAGUUGGUUCAAUGUGCUAGGGCUUUGAAAGCUGAUAACACUCUCUGGAAAUUUGUGCAUGCGAAGCGUAGGGAACAUGUUGUUGGAUGGGUCAUACCUGAUGAGCUGUUGCCAGAUAGAGGAACAGAUCGUGCAGUCUUCUUUCAGGUUUGCCUUAAGGAUCUGCAAGUAAAAUAUGGAGAUGGUGGAGGGGAUUUGGUAGAGAAUAUAAGAAACAAUGGCCAACAUUUGGUAGAGGAGAACGUUUUGAAGGAACUUGCUCCUCCAGCAUCUGGGUACACUGUCCUUUUUAAGUACUUUCAGGUCAUGCACAUUUUUUGCCACCACUACCCAAGAGUAUUUUGUCAGUUCUUCUUGGGUAUGCAUGCACAAGGGUGUGUUCCAAGCUCCUCCAGCAAGAAUCUAAGUCACAUAAUAAAACAAUAUCAGUGAACGAGACUGAUAUUCUACAAGCAACAGAAAUGCACACCACAUGUUCAAGUGCAGGUUCAGUUUCAGAGUUCAAACACGCAGACAAACACAGGGCUUAAAACAAACAAUAUAUUUUUUUUACAGAGACAUUGUAUCAGUAUAUAUCACACAGGCUGAUAGAAUUUGGAGAACACAAACUGCUGAUAGAAUUCCACUGUCUGACUUCUAUUCAUUAUUUGUUUGAUCUUGCUUGCAGAAACUGAUCAAUUGAUCCAUUCGAGCUUUAUACACCGCUGCUGUCACUCAAAUACCUUCCUUGUGAGUGUCACCUUGUUACCAACCAUCUCCAUACCAACUCAAUCAAGCAGUAGAUUCAAUUGGUAUUGUUACAACUUGUAUUGGAAUCGGGGAUGGGAACCAAAGCAAGGGGAAUCCAAUCAGUAGAGAAGCACAUCAACUUCUACAAGGUACAGAGGAUGGGUGCAGGUUCUCUCGGUGGCCGCCGGGUUUGUAGGCCAUGGGGGCAGCAGGAAGCUGCCAGGUAAUGAGGUAAAAGCAGCAUUUCUUCGAUCUUCUCCCUCUCUCUGGCCUCACAGCUGCUGCCUGAUGGGCCUGCAGACACGGUGGCCAACAGGUCAGUUCCUGCCUCUCUCACGGUCACAGCUUGUGCAGCUGGAAAGGGAGAUGGGAGACCCUGUAUUGACGUUCUCGUUCGGUGGAGUACAGCAGCAGUGGGCAGUAGCAGUACCCACCAAUAAUUCCGCUUCUUCAGUCCUCAUUCCCAUCUAUUCCAGCUCAAGCUUCCUUACCUCCACCACCUCCCUCUCGCUUCUUUAGCCGUCAACAUGAUCUGCUGCCUUCUCUUUAGCCGUCGUCAGCAACUCAGCAUAGUUUAUAAUUAGAAAAAUAAAAUGCCGUGUCACUUUGCAGUUUUGUAGUGGCAGUUUUGAAAUUGUAGACAAAAGAAAGAACUGUGGCAGGUGUGCUACUCUGAGACCUCACUGAGACGCAAUGAUGCAAGUCAGUCAACUUACGCGUGCUGCGUGCUGAAAUAUCUUCCCCGUCACUGUUACCCACUUGCCUUGAAAUAUCAGCGUGCUUUUUUGCACCUACCAAAAAGUCUCUUCCUUGUUUCCAUCACCUGUUGCCUCUUCUCAGUUCUCCCUGUGGUUGAGCCUUUGAGGAAGUGCAAGGAAGCCCUGCGAGCAAGGAAACAUGGCAGAGUCGCUGCUGCUCCCCGUGGUGCGCGGCGUCGUCGGCAAGGCGGCUGACGCUCUCGUACAGAGCAUCACUCGCAUGUGGGGCGUCGACAACGACCGCCUCAAGCUCGAGCGCCACCUGGUGUACGUGCAGUCCUUGCUGGCCGACGCCGAGGCGAAGAGCGAGACCAACCACGCCGUCCGGACGUGGAUGAAGGAGCUCAAGGCCGCCGCGUACCAGGCCGACGACGUCCUCGACGACUUCCAGUACGAGGCGCUGCGCCGUGAGGCCCUGAGCGGCCAGUCCACGGCAAGCAAGGUACUGAGCAACUUCACCUCAAAGAAUCGUCUUGUAUUCCGUCAUAAAGCGAGCAGAGACCUGAAGAACGUGCUCGAAAAGAUUGACGAGCUCGUGACCGAGAUGACAAAGUUUGGCCUGGUGGCGCUUGCGGAGGCGCCGCUGCAAGCUCUUCCUCGGCAGACGCACUCAGCACUGGAUGAAUCCAGGGAGAUAAUUGGCAGAAAAGAUGACAAAGAUGGGGUGGUGGAACUGUUGCUGAACCAGCAAGAUCGGCGGGAUGUACAAGUGCUGCCCAUCCUUGGAAUGGGGGGUGUGGGUAAGACCACGCUAGCCAAGAUGGUGUACAACAACGACAAAAUUCAGAAGCACUUUGAAUUGAGGAUGUGGCACUGCGUGUCAGAAAACUUUGAAGCUAUUCCUCUUGUUAGAUCUGUAAUUGAGUUGGCUACAAAUAGCACAUGUGGUCUGCCUGACACGAUCGAGCUUCUGCGAGGAAAACUGCAGGAAGCUAUUGGCCGCAAAAGGUUCCUACUCAUUCUCGACGAUGUGUGGAACGAAGACCAAAACAAAUGGGAGGAUGACUUGAGGCCGCUACUCUGUUCUUCAAUUGGUGGAUCAGGAAGUACGAUAGUUGUCACAAGUAGAAGCCGACAAGUGGCGUCAAUAAUGGGCACCCUUCCACCUCAUGAAUUAGUGUGUUUGAGUGAAGAUGAUUCAUGGAAAUUGUUCUCAAACAAAGCAUUUAGUAAAGGAGUGCAAGAGCAAGCAGAGUUUGUCAAAAUUGGCAGAUGUAUCAGCAAGAAGUGUAAGGGACUGCCUCUUGCACUGAAGACAAUGGGUGGACUGAUGAGUUCAAAACAACAAAUCCAGGAAUGGGAGGCUAUUGCAGAUUGCAAUAUUAGUGAUACCAAUAGAGGUAAAGAUGAGGUAUUGCCCAUACUAAAACUGAGCUACAAGUACUUGUCCCCUGAGAUGAAGCAAUGCUUUGCCUUCUGUUCAGUUUUCCCCAAGGACUAUGAGAUGGAGAAGGACAUGUUGAUUCAACUAUGGAUGGCAAACGGUUAUCUUUGUGAAGAGGGGACGAUGGACUUGACACAAAAAGGGGAAUAUGUCUUCAACGAGUUGGCUUGGAGGACCUUUUUCCAAGAUGUGAUAUUAGUGAGGGAGCCCUGUUGGCCUUAUUUUAUAUAUGCCUCAAAACAAGAGAUAAAUGGAUGCAAAAUGCACGACUUGAUGCAUGACCUUGCAAAAGAUGUUGCAAAUGAAUGUGCAAAUGCGGAAGAGUUAAUUCAGCAAAACCUGCCUGUAAAUGACGUCCGUCACUUGCAUAUUUCGGAAUAUUAUCAAUUGAACAAAAUCAGCCAGUUACUCGGAGGCACUAUGUAUCUUCGCACUUUGUUGAUGCCACUGUCAUCGUACAAGGAUCUAGUGAAGUCAAAACUGAUGUCAUCAAGAGCAUUGCGUAUUUGUUGUGGACAUACUCCAAUCGUCCAUAUGGAGCUCACACGCACAGCACAUUUGCGGUAUCUUGAUCUCUCAGGCUCGAUGAUUGUUAGCUUGCCAAACUCAAUCUGCAUGUUGUAUAACUUACUGUCUUUGAGGCUUAAUGGCUGCUCCGAACUACAAUAUUUACCUGAGGGUAUGAGAACUAUGAGGAAGCUCUGCCAUAUUUAUCUCUUGGGGUGUUGUAGAUUGGAACGAAUGCCCCCAAAACUUAGUGUACUACACAACCUUCGCACACUAACAACAUUUGUUGUGGGCACAAAAGAUGGAUGUGGAAUCGAGGAGCUCGAAGACCUACGACAGAUUGGCGGCAGGUUGGAACUGUAUAAUUUGUGGGAAGUAAAGUGUGGGUCGAAGGCCAAUCUCCAUGAAAAACAUAAUCUAAAUGAACUAUUGUUGUAUUGGGAUCAUUUUCGUGAUGAAUAUGACAAGUCUACAAUUGGUGAGGCCACUAAUCAUGAACAAGUAUUGGAAUCUCUUGUACCGCAUGAUAAGCUAAAAAUUUUGGAGGUGCAUAGUUAUGGUGGCCUCACAAUCUCGGAAUGGAUGGGAAACCCUCAAAUGUUCCGGUGCUUGAGAGAACUUAUUAUGGUCUUCUGCCCAUGGUGUAAGGACCUGCCAAUAGUAUGGUUGUCAUCCUCUCUUGAGCAUUUGUGUUUACAGGGUAUGGAAAGCUUGACCACGUUGUGUAAGAACAUCGACGUGGAAGCUGAAGCAGACAAUACCUCUCUGCAAAUAUUCCCCAAGCUAAAGAGGAUGGAAUUAAUUGCUUUGCCUGAGUUGGAUAGAUGGGCAGAAAAUAGUGCUGGAGAGAUUCUUAGCUCGGUGAUGUUUCCCCGGCUGGAAAAACUAGAAAUUGAGAAUUGUGAUAAGCUUGCAAGUCUCCCAAAGUUACCGGUUCUCACAUAUCUCAAUCUAUCUGGUCGCGAAGGGAAUAAUUCUACAGGAGCUCUUAUUUCGAUGCCUUUGGGCUCUUUGCCAUCUCUUAUCCACUUAAGAAUAUCAUUUUUGCUGGUAGACGUGGUGAUGCCUCCAGACGGCGAGGAAAGCCAGAGUCAAAGACCUUUGGACACACUACGAUAUUUGAAGCUUCAGGGUGACGAUGCCUUCAUAACGAUAUUUAAUAAAUCCAAAUUGCAACUUGGGCUUAGGGACUACUUGGUCUCUGUGGAAGAAUUGGAUAUCAGGUCAUUGGAUAUUGUCCGCUGGCCCGUGGAGGAACUCCGUUGUUUUCCUCGCCUUCGAUUUCUGAGCAUUUGGGAUUGCUCCAAACUUGAGGGGAAGAGCUCGUCAUCUGAGGAAGACGGAAUCCUUCCUCUGCUCCCCAAGUUUCCCGCAUCCCUCGAGGAAAUCUGGAUUGACAACAACAGAAGUUUGGUGGCGCUGCCUUCAAACCUCGGAGAUCUGACCAAGCUGAGGAGACUCACCGUGCAGUGUUGCGUUGCACUGAAAGCGUUGCCAGAUGGGAUGGAUGGUCUCACUUCCCUUGAUAUUGGAUACUGUCCAGGGAUAGAGAAAUUUCCGCAGGGUCUCCAGCAGCGGCUCCCAGCCCUCAAAUUCCUAUACAUAUGGGGCUGCCCUGACCUGCAGAGGCGUUGCAGAGAAGGUGGGGAGUACUUUGACUUGAUCGCUUCUAUUCCCCAUAAAUACAUUGAAGCACCCGCACAGGCACAGCCACGAAAGUGGUUCCUUCCCUCGUGCGGUGGUGGUUCUCAAGGCAACUGAGUAUGUCAUCAGAUUGACUGCACUUGGAGUUCAGUUGGGUUUGGACGCGGUGCUCCAUAAGCAUAAUCGUUUCUCGGCAAAGGACAAUACAAAAAAUUAGAAGCCUGUUCCAUUCUGUGCCACGGAAGCUUCUUCUUGUCUCGCUGAUUGCAAAGAGAUCCUCCCUUCCCGGCCUUCAAAACAUCUGAUGCUGCAUUUUAGUUCCAGCAAGCCUUGGAAUUGCCGGCAAAUUUGGAAUCUUUUGGGUAGUAUUCAUGUGUAACCUUUGUCACAGUCUCCAAACCCCUGAUCCUCUCAAUUGUUGAAGCAAAAGUGUGCCUGUUUCUUGAAGAUGAACCGCGUGAGGAGAAUUGCAGGAAUUGGCAAGGCUAAGGUUCCAUCUGCAGUUCAAAAAGACAGAGAUGAGAGCAUCGUUUUCUUCAGGGAGCUGUACAAAGCGUGAGAAGGAUAAUAAGGAUGUGAACCUCUUGGAACCAAUGUAUUCGGUCGAGUUUGAAGCUAUCCAAGGUGGCCAUGGCUGCAAAGUUCCCCCAGGAAAGAGAGACUUCCUCAUACCAGUGGACGAGAAGCAUGACUAUGACUGUUUAUUGUCAGGUUGAUGACACCUCCAGCUGAGUCAACGUUCACUUGGAUUGUGGUUCGAGGCGGGCAAGGUCGGUCGGCACCAUCUCCGUCAACCGCAAGCAAGGCCUACAGCUUCGACACCGUGCACUGGCACGCGCCCAUCCGACCACACCAUCAACGGCCAGCGGCUCCCCCCUUGAGCUCCACCUCGUCCACAAGGAAAGCAUUUGAUAGCAUCCACAAGGAAAGGAUAGCGUCUGAGAGACAAGGCAAAUUUAAUGAUCGGGCUCAAUAAGAAUCGGGAUAUAAGAUUAUAUGAUUUAAAAAAAAUAUAUGGUUGAAAAUAUAUAAGACUGAGUUGGAUUGUGAAAAAA